AAUCCUUUUUAUUAUAAAGAUUGCAUUUUUAUUACAACCCAUAAAAAACCUCAUGAGUUCUUCUAUCACAUUCUCACUUGUCUUCUUUCUCCUUUCACUCAAUCUAACUUUUUCAUUACCGUCUAAACGCAACAGCUAUGUUCAAAACGCGUGUAGCGUUACACGCUACCAAGAUCUCUGCGUUCAAACGCUAAGGCAGUUUUCAUCGGUCGCCAAGAACAGCCCCAGCAAAUGGGCACGUGCAGGCGUUUCCGUGGCCAUAUCCGACAACAAAGAUGUUCUUAGAUACCUUCUCAAAACGCGGCGUUCAGCGUUCGGGAAACGCGACCGCGUCGCUUUGUCAGAUUGUCGUGAAUUGCUUCAAGACUCUCUUGAUAAUCUCCACAAGUCCUUAGCCGUGCUCCGGAAACUCCGAGCCAGUGAGUUUCAGCAGCAGAUGAGUGAUCUUGGCACGUGGCUUAGCACUGCCCUCACGGAUAAGGACACGUGUCUUGAUGGGUUUGAAAAGACGUCGACGAAGUCAUCAUCAACGGUCAGGAUGGUCCAGGAUAGAGUCACUACGUCUCUGUAUUUGUCCAGCAAUUCCCUCGCACUCCUUAACAAGCUAGCGGCUGAUGGCUCAUGAGUAAUUAAUCUCAUACAGCUUUAAUUUCCAUGUUUAUGUAAAAUCCAUUAUUAAUAACGUUAUUUACGGUUGAAUACUAUGCUUAUUGAGACACGUAAAUGUACGGUUUCUUUUGCAAAAACUAGCACUUUUUUUUAAAGUCCACUUUUUUCUAAAGCACUUUUUCUACUUAUUUUAUGUCACUUCCAAGUUUUAAACUAAUAAUAACACC
Eutrema salsugineum is the source of this 836-nucleotide messenger RNA. Its product is annotated as pectinesterase inhibitor 6. The coding region runs from base 53 to 625 and encodes 190 amino acids. The transcript has a single exon. Gene Ontology annotation, molecular function: enzyme inhibitor activity. Gene Ontology annotation, biological process: negative regulation of catalytic activity. The record is from RefSeq and is a predicted model, not a curated record. NCBI's taxonomy places the organism in Eukaryota, Viridiplantae, Streptophyta, Magnoliopsida, Brassicales, Brassicaceae.